Molecule: messenger RNA, 716 nt
Organism: Staurois parvus
Lineage: Eukaryota; Metazoa; Chordata; Amphibia; Anura; Ranidae
Source: the annotation of a GenBank genome assembly
AGGAAGUUAAACAAAAAAAAGAAAAAUAUUAGAAAUUCCAUACACAAAAGUAUUAGGACACCCCUCCAAAUCAUUGGAUUCAGGUGUUCCAAUCACCUUCAUGGCCACAGGUGUAUAAAAUCAAGCACCUAGGCAUGCAGACUGCUUCUACAAACAUUUGUGAAAGAAUGGGUCGCUCUCAGGAGCUCAAUGAAUUCAAGCGUGUUAGCGUGAUAGGUUGCCACCUGUGCAAUAAGUCCAUCCGUGAAAUUUCCUCGCUACUAAAUAUUCCACGGUCAACUGGUAUUGGUAUUAUAACAAAGUGGAAGCAACUGGGAACAACAGCAACUCAGCCAUGAAGUGGUAGGCCACGUAAAAUGACAGCAGGGUCAGUGUAUGCUGAAGCGCACAGUGGGCAGAAGUCACCGUCUGCAGAGUCAAUAGCUAAAGACCUCCAAACUUCACGUAGCUUUCAUAUUAGCACAACAGCGCAUAGAGAGCUUCACGGAAUGGGUUUCCAUGGCCGAACAGCUGCAUCCAAGCCUUACAUCGCCAACUGUAAUGCAAAGCGUCAGACGCAGUGGUGUAAACUAUGCCUCCACUGGACUCUAGAGCAGUGCAGACGCGUUUUCUGGAGUGACAAAUCACGCUUCUCUGUCUGGCAAUCCAAUGGACGUGUCUGGUUUAGGCAGUUGCCAGAAUGGUACUUGCCUGACUGCAUUGUGCCAAGUGUAAAA